This is a messenger RNA of Poecilia latipinna (sailfin molly), 6210 nucleotides long. RefSeq names its product hypermethylated in cancer 1 (gene hic1). Lineage: Eukaryota; Metazoa; Chordata; Actinopteri; Cyprinodontiformes; Poeciliidae. The transcript is spliced from 2 exons. The coding region runs from base 1302 to 3548 and encodes 748 amino acids. Gene Ontology annotation, molecular function: DNA-binding transcription factor activity, RNA polymerase II-specific; protein binding. Gene Ontology annotation, cellular component: nucleus. The record is from RefSeq and is a predicted model, not a curated record. Gene Ontology annotation, biological process: regulation of transcription by RNA polymerase II.
GGCAGGGAUGGCAUCCAGACCGCAGGGAUGAGUUCAUCCAAGGGUUUCUUAUAUGGCUUCCUUUUAAAUCUUUUUGAAUGAAGCGGACGCGGACCAACCAUGUGGAUUUGACUCAUCCGUGUAUCUAAAAAAAAUGAUAUUUUUUAAAUUUAAAAAAUGAAGCUGUAAUAUUUGCUGAAAAGUGGUCGAGAACAUUUAGCAAUUAAAAAGAAACUCGAGAAUAAAUAAGGUAAACAAAGUUCAAACAUUGUAUUAACACGUCCUAAAUGAAAAGGAGAUACAAACAUUUAAUUUAGUAUAUUUAUCAUAUUUACAGUUAUUCGCCCCGAAGGCCCUUUGCGUAAACAACCCAUCGGCUGGAUCCGUCUCAGCUGACGAUUAGAGGACUUAAUGCUGCACAGCAGGUGUCCAGUCAAACCUCCUACUGGCUCUAUUGUCUAGAAAUUGAACAUUUGUAGCUUAAUGUUAGGGGAUUUUCUUACAUAUUUGUGAAAAAGUGGACGACCUUUUCCUUCUCCUUUUAGCAAUUAGAGUAAAUCAGAAUACAAAUGAAUCAAUUUCUCAGAAUAAAAUGAAAGUCAAAUUAAUUAGUUGAAAUUGCAUCUCAGGAUUAAAUUGAAAUAAAUAAAUACGACGUAUUCCUUGAUAGUAUUUUUUUUAUUUAUCUUUAUUUCCCCCCCCCGCAAAUUAUUUCCCCAACAUCUCCAAAGUUUACCGUCGGAUCUACACGACGGCUGCCUGUCCCUUUAAGACGAUGUGUUGAGGAGUUCACGUCGGGGUCACUUGAAGUUCCUGCCCUCGAUUUUACCUUUUAGUUUUAUUAUAGACUGACAUCACACGGGGCGCUAAAACACUUAAGGCGCACAGAGGCUCCAUUAUCAUCUCGGUCCGCGUUAUUGGGCAAACUCAAAAAUAGCUAAGGAAAUUAAGAGAUAGAGAAAAAAUAAAAAAAGAAAAGAGAGAAAGAAAAGAGGGGGGGAGAUGAUGCUGUUGCGAGCAUAUAUGAAUAUAUAUGUUUUUUUCUCUUAAAGAAUAAGAAAGAGAGGCGGAGCAGUGAGAGACAGUGGGAGGAAGAAAAAAACGUAGGUGGGAGGGAGGACGGACCCAAGGAACGAGAAGAAAUUCAUAUCAAUUAAUAAUCAUAAAAAAAGAAGAGAGAGAGAGAGAGAGAGCAAGACACAGAGAGAUAGAGAGAGAGAGAGAAAGAGAGCUGGCAGACGCGCUCGGAAAACUGGCAUGGGUUUUUGGAGGCUGGCAGUUGAACACUGAAACGUCAGAUAUGACUCCCAGAUACUGCUGAGAUGAUCAUUAAGGGAGACUUAGAUCGGAUGGCAGAAGACAUCGGGCAUGCAGGUGGUGGACUGAAGACUAUGCUGGAUGCCAUGGAAGUUCCAAGUCAUGCUAGGGAUCUCCUCCUGCAGCUUAACAGCCAGCGCACCAAAGGCUUUCUGUGUGAUGUCAUCAUUGUGGUGCAGAACGCGCUCUUCAGAGCUCACAAGAACAUUCUGGCCGCCAGCAGCCACUACUUGAAGUCCCUGGUGGUCCACGACAAUCUCAUCAACCUCGACCACGAGAUGGUGAGUCCAGCCGUCUUCAGGGUCAUCCUGGACUACAUCUACACCGGGCGCCUAAGUGAGGGAGACCCCACGUCUCCCACUGAACCCAAUCUAGGUGCCGUCUUGGCAGCGGCCAGCUAUCUGCAGCUGCUUGACUUGGUGGCCCUGUGCAAAAAGAAGCUGAGGAGAACUGCGAAGUACCCUCCCCGUCCCGCAUUUUUACCUUACCCAAAAAUGGUGCCCAACAGCAUGGGCUUAGGAGGUGGAGGCAGGUUUAGGGUUUCUACUCCUGUGAUUCAGUCCUGUCCUCCGGGGGGGAUUCUUAACACACCCAGGGCGCCGUCGCUGGAUGAGCUGGUCCCCCAUCGAAUAACCAUCCAUAGCGGUGAGCUGUAUGCCCCCACUUCCAACCAGACCUCUCAGGUGUUCCCAUCUCUGCCUGCUCAGCUGGGACGCCCUGGCCACGCCGAGAGGAACUGCUCCCCCAGCUUCGGCCUCGAUCUUUCCAAAAAAAGCCCCACCUCCCAGUCUCAGCACACACCUUCUCAAACCCAUAUGGCAAACAGUCACAGCAAUGAGGAGAGGGAUGGAACUCUAAGUGGAGCCACUAGUCCCAUUCAAGGGGCAAAUGGGAGAGCUUUUAUGUCCGAAAAGAUGGAGUCUGUCGAACAGGCAGGUUCCCUCACCCCUCCACCUUUUCCCCACCUAAAUCAGCCCUUAGCCCCCCACCUGCCUCAUCUACAUCGCUCAGGUUCCCAAGGGACAGACCGCUACCCAUGCCCCGCCAGCCCUGACACCCCGACAGAAGGUGGAGAGGCAGGAAGAGAAAUGGGAAACAUCUACCGCUGGGUGAAACACGAGCCCCUGCCGUAUGCUGGGGAAGAUGAAGACGAGGAUGAGGAUGAAGAGGAAGGGGCUGAGAACGGGGACCAGCAUCACAAUCAUCACAAGCCAGGGGAGGAGAGCGAAGGCGUGGACGACAAGAGUGGCUCGGGCACGGAGGAGACGGGCAGCAGCGAGGGCCGUCCAUCCCCUACUGGCCCCAUCGGGAGAUUCCACAUGCCGUACGAGCCCGAAAGCUUUGGGGACAAUUUGUACGUCUGCAUCCCCUGCGAUAAAGGCUUCCCGAGCUCAGAGCAGCUCAACGCACAUGUGGAGACGCACACAGAGGAGGAGCUGUACAGCUCUGUUGGGGAGAUGGGGAACAACAGCGGCACCAAAGGCAUUGGCGGCAACACGAAUGGUUACGGAAGCCUCAACAGCGGCAACACUCCAAACAACAUGUCGCAUCUGGAGACCAAAUCUGACCAGGGCCUGAAUUCGGGAACCAUCGGGGAGAUGAUCAGACCUUACCGCUGUUCCAACUGCGACAAAUCUUACAAAGACCCGGCUACGUUGCGCCAACACGAGAAGACUCACUGGCUGACGCGGCCUUACCCCUGCAGCAUCUGCGGCAAGAAGUUCACACAGCGUGGCACCAUGACGCGCCACAUGCGCAGCCACCUGGGCCUCAAGCCUUUCGCCUGCGAUUCAUGUGGGAUGCGCUUCACUCGCCAGUACCGCCUCACUGAGCACAUGCGCAUCCACUCCGGGGAAAAGCCCUAUGAAUGUCAGGUGUGUGGUGGGAAGUUUGCCCAGCAGCGCAACCUCAUCAGCCACAUGAAGAUGCACAGCGGUGGGGGGACUGGAGGUGGCCUGACGGCAGAUGGGAAGCUGAAGCUGGACUUUGCAGAGGGCAUAUAUCCCCUGAGCAAGUACGCAGCAGAGCACCUGGGGCUGAAGCAGGAGAAGGCCAAUGAGCUUCUCAUUCAAGCGCAGCAGCAACUGGUGGCAGACGCAAAGGCCAUCGAGAGCCUCUACCCGCUCACCAAGCUUGCGUCGGAGCAUCUGGGCCUCACCCAUGAAAAGAUGGACAUCCUGGGCCAACCACUUCCCCCUCCUCCCCAGCCAAUCUCUGACAGCCGAACCAUUGACCGCUACUCGCCCAGCUAAGACAUUUGGCAAUCACAGACAGGUCUGCGCGCACUCACAGUUUGCAGUAUUCGAAAGCCAUUCACCUCAACUCCAUAUCUUCCUCUGCACCUCAGACUCAGGCCCGGGUGGAACUGGGCCUGCUCAUGCACACCAAACUGUUUGGACUGUAAGUGCCUUUCUAUGCAUCUAAUGUAUCUUUUUAAAUCCUCCUUCAUAAAGGAGCUCUACUUUCUGUGACCAAGGGACACUCGAAAGAACUUCAGUAUUUAUGUACAGUCUAUGCAAAGAAACAUGUUUCUUUUUCUUAAUUCCAACCAUUGAGCCAUAGUGACUAAAUCAAAACCAAAAGGAAAUUUGUUUAUUUAUUUUUGUAUAUGAUGAAAUCCAAAGAAAACAUGUUGCAGAGAUACUUUGCAAUCUGACCCUAAACCUGUGUACUAUUCAUGUAUGAAAAGAAAAAGAAAAAAGCACAAAAGGAACAAUAUGCAGGACUUCUUUUCAAUAUUCAGAACUUUUCAGGUCUAAACAACAUCAAGAAAAAAGCAACUCACCUGGAUUUUUAUUAUUAUUAUAAUUUUUUUUUGUACAAUCUUGGGGUACGGGAUACUUUGUGUGUCUUGUUUCUUUGCUUGUCUCCCCCUUUUAUGUGAAAUAGCUGAAACACAAUGCAUUUCUCUAUGCCUUUUUUUUCUCCGCUUCCAAGCGAGGGGCGGGGCUUUGUGCGGAUAAAUGCUCAUCCCUUAUGUGACAGCAGCGGUGGCUUAAUCGGCUUUACACCCGGCUUUCAACCACUCUUGAGCUAAAGCUUCCUCUGCAGUGUGACAAAUGUUCCUUUGCUUUCAGCUGUUUUGGAGAUGCACUGAGCAGAGCCCUGUGAUCUCAUGAGUGGGACAUGAUUGCACAUACCCAGCUGAUGACACACUAAUCCCUGUUCAUGACGACUCGCCUGUGUUGGUUUGUGCUUUUGUAGAAACGGAGAGGCAGAGAGGCAUACGCCGGGGCUGAAUUAGUGACGAAGGAGUCUGUCACUGACUGACAGACAUUGUUUCUAUUUUAAUAAUUGAGUGAUGAUCACCAGUGGUCAGAGGCCUCGUUGUGGACGCUUCCUUAGAUUCCAGGGGCUGCAUGAUGGAGCACUGAGCAACACUGAACCUCUCUCCUCCCUCCCCCACCUGGUUACCUCAUUACUUCCAGUCAGUGUAAAGUAACAGGUGUCUAUGUAUAAACUCCAAAUCUUAGAGCAAAACUAUUUUAAUUUUUCUUCUGUAAGUAAGACUUUUUGGUUUCAGUAAUGUGAAUCUGUGACAUUUUUUACUCAGUCUAAUGAUUUCAUGAGUGUUCUCAUUAGCGAUGGAAAUCUUUCGAUUCUAUUUGAUUCCAAUUGUCAUGGUCACGAUUCAAUUCAGAAGAGUUUUUUGAAACGGGAACCAAUUUUUCCACUCACACGGUGUGGAGAUUGUAUUUAAAUGAUUUGCCUGAUAAGAGAAAAAGAUUUAUUUAAAGCAUUUCUUUAAUAUUACAAACCGCAUCAAAUCUAAUCCGUUUGUGUAUCCACACAAAAAUAGGGUGUGUGCAUAAAAUUAAUUUACAUUAGGUUAGCUUAGCUGCCUGGCUUUUUCUUAAAUAAAAAAAAUGGUCCAAGAAUUAUUCUAAAUACUUCCGAGCAGCAUUUAAAACGCACUUUAAAAUCAAGUUUUGAUCAUUUUGAAUCGAUUCAUUAUUCCCAGGAGUAGGAAUUGCGAUUCUUUAUAGAAUAAUUUUUUUUCCUGCACCUCUACUUCAUACUGGCUCAUGGCUUCUCAUCCCUCUCAUUUUUUCAGCAUUGUUGUGGCCCCCUUGCCUUAUAAGCACUCUACCAACUUAGAGGGAUGAUGUUCCCUUUCGCACACAGCAGGCAGCUAAUCUGUCAGCAACACGAUCAGAAGAAAGCAGCCUGUUGUGACUCUUCCCUGAAAAAGCCGGUGGGGUGAACAAGCACUCCCCCAGCUGCUGUCUCCAGUAAAUCCCUGUGAAAUCCCACUUUCUCCUGGACAAUUCACACUUGCUUGCCGGCAUGAUGUCCCAUUUCACGCCUGCCAUCUCACUCUUCUGAUCCACUGUAAAACGUUACAACCAAGCCCCAACUGUCUCCUCUUGCCUCUCUGCCUCUCCCCCAUCAGCCCCGCUCAAGCCAAAGUUUUGAGAUAAAAACUUAUUUCGUGACCGAGGAAUUCUUCCAACUUGAAAACACAAACAGCACUUAAAAAAAAAGUUGUGUUUUGAAGGCACUUUUUUUUUUCUUUGUCUGCAGUUCUUUCUACCAAAGAAUAUGUUGGCCGUUUUUUUCUUUUUAUAGCUAGUCCUUGAUUUAGAUUAGGAAAAAACAAAAAAAUUGACCACUAUAGUGCCAACGCCAACCUCUGGAGGUGAAUGUGAAGACUAAAGCCAUAAAUACACUGUGACAGAAGUAGUUAUUCUGAAAGCCUUAAAGUAAAAAAAAAAAAAAAAAAAAAAAAAAAAAAAAGGCCCCCCUUUUUGGGAUUUUUUUUUUUUUUUUCAAAUGUAACAAUAAUUUAAGGGCGUCUCUUCCAGUAGCAUAUGAUCAUAUCGAGCAUGCUUUAUCUUGUGACUUUCUGUUCUUGUCUUCUUUUUGAUUUGUGGCGCACAUUAAAAUAAGAAAGGAAAAAAACAAACAAACAAA